AUGGCAACGAGUGGUUUGGUUUGCAUUGCAACUAGUUCACUAAUAAUAAUGUCAUUGAUGUGGAUGGGCGAAGGUAGAAUUCCUGGUGUUUACUCUGGGGGUGCUUGGCAAACUGCUCAUGCUACCUUCUAUGGCGGUGCUGAUGCCUCUGGCACCAUGGGAGGAGCUUGUGGAUAUGGAAAUCUAUACAGCCAAGGGUAUGGAGUGAGCACUGCAGCACUGAGCACGGCACUGUUCAACAACGGGUUAAGUUGUGGUGCUUGCUUUGAAAUAAAGUGCGCAGAUGAGCCAACAUGGUGCCACUCAGGCAGCCCAUCUAUUCUCGUUACUGCAACCAACUUCUGCCCACCAAAUUAUGCCCUUCCUAAUGACAAUGGAGGCUGGUGCAACCCUCCUCGGCCCCACUUCGACCUUGCCAUGCCCAUGUUCCUUAAGAUUGCUGAGUAUCGUGCUGGUAUCGUCCCUGUUGCCUACCGCCGAGUGCCAUGCCGCAAGAGAGGAGGCAUAAGGUUCACAAUAAACGGAUUCCGUUACUUCAACUUGGUAUUGAUCAGCAACGUGGCUGGCGCAGGGGAUAUCGUGCAGGUGAGCGUGAAAGGUUCAAAGACUGGUUGGAUGAGCAUGAGCCGUAACUGGGGUCAAAACUGGCAGUCAAAUGCUGUUCUGGUGGGUCAGUCACUCUCUUUCAGGGUCAGGGCCAGUGACAGACGCUCUUCCACUUCAUGGAACAUUGCCCCUGCCCACUGGCAGGGGAGGAGACUGAGGCUGAGGCGGCUGCACAAAAGAUGGUUAGCCCGCUGUCUAGAUAAUACUACUAGUUCUAUAGUAAUGAAAUUGCGCGUAAACGCCGGUAAUAGGAUUGCAGAUUCCUUUAGAAUGACCUCAGGGAAAAAGACAGGGAACGAAAAGGGAGAAUCUAAGAAACCACUAGUUAACGAACCAUUAGCCAAGCAAAGCACCAAAGUUGCACUUGCACAUGGUGUGGGGUUGGGUUGGUUGAUGCUCUGUGCUGCAUGUGGGUAG
Molecule: messenger RNA, 1023 nt
Organism: Dovyalis caffra
Lineage: Eukaryota; Viridiplantae; Streptophyta; Magnoliopsida; Malpighiales; Salicaceae
Source: the annotation of a GenBank genome assembly